This is a messenger RNA of Dictyostelium purpureum, 942 nucleotides long. RefSeq lists its product as uncharacterized. The record is from RefSeq and is a predicted model, not a curated record. The transcript has 2 exons. NCBI's taxonomy places the organism in Eukaryota, Evosea, Eumycetozoa, Dictyosteliales, Dictyosteliaceae. The coding region runs from base 1 to 942 and encodes 313 amino acids. Gene Ontology annotation, cellular component: mitochondrion.
AUGAUCAGAAAUUUAAUAUUUAAUAAAAAUAAUUUAAAUAAAAUAAGGCAGUUUUGUACAUUAACAGAUGGGAAACCGGUAGAUUUGGUAUUUCAUGUACAAAAACCAUCACAUUUAAAACCAAAUGAUAAUCAAAGUGUUAAAAAUAUUAUAAUUCUUCAUGGUUUAUUUGGUGCAGGUAGUAAUUGGAAGAGUGUUUCACAUAAAAUAGCAGAUGGUACCAAUUGUACUGUUUUUCAAGUCGAUCAACGAAACCAUGGUGCAAGCCCACAUACUAAAGAGUUUAAUUAUAAAGUAAUGUCAGAUGAUAUAGAUCAAAUAAUUAAAAAACAAAAUUUAAAUGAUGUAGCAAUUAUUGGACAUAGUUUAGGAGGUAGAGUUGCAAUGUUAUAUUCAUUAUUAUAUCCAGAAACCAUUAAUAAAUUAGUAGUUGUAGAUAUUUCACCAUCACAUUUAACCAGUCAUUCAAUAGCAGAGUUUAGAGGGUUUUUAGAAAGAAUGGAUAGUAUGGACCUUCAUAAUAUAAGGACUAGAAAACAGGCAGAGGAAUGGCUAGAGCCUGUGAUUACAAAUAAGGGUGUAAGAUUAUUCAUUUUAACUAAUUUAAUAUUGGGUGAAAACGGUCAAUUUCGUUGGAGACUCAAUAUCAAAGGUUUGUUAGAUAAACUCGAUAACAUCAACACCUUCCCAACACAAUUGGAAAUCACAGAAAUGUCAUCAAACAAUAAAUCUGGUACUUUUUCGAAAGAUACAUUAUUUAUAGUGGGUGAAAAAAGUGGUUUUUUAGAAAAGAACAAAGAUACAAGUGUAAUGUAUUCCUAUUUUCCAAAUAUAAACGAUAUAGUGGUAGUUCCUAAUGCUGGUCACUGGGUCCAUGCAGAUAAUGCUGACUUAUUUUCUAAAAUUAUUUCAGAGUUUAUAAAUGAUACAAAAUUACAAUAA